AUGGCUUCCUCAAGACCCGCCGACAUGCUUUGCGACAGCAGCGGCGGCAGCAACACGGGGGAAGCCCUCGGCGAGAUCACAAACCGCUCAACAGCUCCUUGUCACACACCAGGCCCCUACGUCGAAGGAAUGGUGCUGGACCUGCCCGUCAACUGGACACGUGGUACGCCCUCCGAGGAGCGAGUUCUCUUUACUGUCACCAAAGUCUUCGAAGUCGCCAUGUCGCCUGUAAUGGAGGUACAAUGGUCCUCGAGCCCCGGAAAGGCCCCUAGCGUGAAGGCUUGUUGGCAGCGAUACGUGCAGUCGGGGCAAGCACCAGGGUUCUUCGAAUACAUCAAGGAAAUGGACAAGCAGGGGCGCCAAUGGUACAUCGAUCCACUGGAAGGCGAGGAGGACACCGCCGACACAUGGGAGACGACCGCAAAGAAAGAGGGCCUGUUGCAGUAUCGGCUUCUCCAGAGUCUGAAGACUGAGAUCCGGGCUUAUAAACACCUCGAGAAGCUGCAAGGCAAAUGCGUACCACUCUUCUACGGAACGACAUCUUUCUCCCUCACACCACUUGGGUCGGACCCACAAUUCUUCCGCGUUGAUGGCAUCCUCACCCAGCACAUUGACGGCUCCACAUUGGACAGCCUACUGGAGAUGGCGGAGGCGUCGCCAGAUGUUGAUUACCAAGGGUUGGUUCAGCGCGUGGUGGAGGUUGCUGAGGAUGUUAAUACGUGUGGCGUUGUUAAUGUUGACUGCGUUCCUCACAACAUGAUUAUUCAAAUAGGCUCCAUGCAGCCAUUUGAGUUCGAUUUCUCCCAAUGCUCUUUCAGGGAGGACUUCGCCAGCGAGGACGAAUACAAUGAAAAUGUUAGGUAUUGCGGCAACCCCGUUGGUUUCGCAGCCGUCGUGGCUAAGAGACUGAGCAGAAAGUUCAAACUUGGGAUUCGCAUUAAGUAUGGUCCAUGGAUUGGCACAGAGAUCAUUGCACCCACCCGGGUCACCGCUUCUUGGGACUGGAAUAAGGUCGUGCGCGCCGACUACGCCGACAUUGACUACAUGCGGCUAGCCCUCGAGGCGAAAGAGCGCUGGGCAAACGACGCACUCUGGAAACCAUUCUAUCACGAGAGCGGGGCAUAUUGGGUCUCAACGACGGACUUUUCACGGCGAGUCUAG
Diaporthe citri is the source of this 1161-nucleotide messenger RNA. RefSeq lists its product as uncharacterized. The coding region runs from base 1 to 1161 and encodes 386 amino acids. NCBI's taxonomy places the organism in Eukaryota, Fungi, Ascomycota, Sordariomycetes, Diaporthales, Diaporthaceae. The record is from RefSeq and is a predicted model, not a curated record. The transcript is spliced from 3 exons.